CCUCAACCCUCAUCCUGCAUCCUUCGAUGCCCACACGAUCACUUACUCAGUUCGCCGAAUCUUUCGACUCUGAUCUGCAAAUACCUACGGACAGAGUUGUCUUGCACCUAUUUACCCUAGAUUCAUCAUAUCCACGUGCGUCGUUGGAUACAGCCUGUGUAACCUACUUCAACUUCACCCCAACUUGCCACCGACCGGAGGCGCAGGAUCUCCACCCUCACUCGAACUGAUUCGUGGCUUGGAGAUGCUCAAUCACCAAUUCAGCGAUUACUGGUGACACCAAUCUGUGUCCUCAUAACCACCCGAAAGGCUCGCGACACUCAUACCACACCCUUCACGGUGGGCAGAGCGCACCUCUGCCUACCAACACUCACCCUCCACCAUGUCGUCGGCGAUCAACGAUGACGAACUCUCUAUUUCCCUCCCACAAACCGAUUCCAGCCGCUCCAGGCCGUCCCUUCCCACUGUUGUCUCCCCUCCGAUACGGGCCAGCUUGAGCCAGACACCAAUGGCAGAGUCUCCAGGCACCGCCCGCGCAAUGCAACGACUGCAUCAGUAUGCCUUCGUCCGCAAUAUCGGUGAAGGGUCAUUUGGCAAAGUCAAGCUCGCUAGACACAAGGUUACCGGUCAAGAGGUUGCAAUGAAGACUAUCAGUCGGCGCAAAUUGAUCAGUCGAGACAUGGCAGGGCGGAUCGAGAGAGAGAUCCAAUACUUGCAACUCCUGCGUCACCCGCACAUCAUCAAGCUCUACACCGUUAUCACAACCAAGACAGACAUCUACAUGGUGCUGGAAUAUGUCCCCAUGGAACUGUUCGACUACAUCGUAAAGCAUGGCCGGCUGGGCGAAGCCAAGGCACGGAAGCUGUUUCAACAAAUCAUCUGUGCUGUCGAAUACUGUCAUCGUCACAAAAUCGUCCAUCGAGAUCUCAAACCGGAAAAUCUCCUCCUUGACAAGAACAUGAACGUGAAAAUCGCCGACUUCGGUCUCAGCAACAUCAUGACGGAUGGCAAUUUCUUGAAGACGAGUUGUGGAAGCCCAAACUAUGCUGCGCCUGAAGUCAUUGGCGGAAAGCUCUAUGCUGGUCCCGAAGUCGAUGUCUGGAGUUGCGGUGUCAUCCUCUACGUUUUUCUCGUUGGCAGGCUUCCCUUCGACGACGAAUUCAUCCCUGCACUGUUCAAAAAGAUCCAGGCCGGGACAUUUCAUAUUCCAUCACAAACUCCGCCAGGAGCAGUAAACCUCAUCAAGCGAUGUUUGCAAGUGCAUCCGGUCCACCGCAUCACCAUCCCCGAAAUCAGACAAGAUGAAUGGUUCAUGAAAGAUCUUCCUGCUUAUUUGGUUGAUCCCGUGGAGGAAUUUCUAGAUACCGGUGUCGACCCUACCAAAGCCAUCGACCCUCGCCAACUAGCUCCGGGAAAGCCACUCGAUGUGGUGGAGAAAAUCCAUGAGCAAGUGGUUGGCAAGCUCGGCCGCACCAUGGGUUAUGCAAAGGAGGAUGUGAAGGAUGCUCUGAGCAAAGAUGAGCCAAGCGCGAUCAAAGAUGCGUAUCUUAUAGUCAGAGAGAAUCAGUUGAUGAUCAGCACUCCCCAAUACCGCACAGAGAACCCGGAACUGGAAUCAUUUAUGGCGUCUUCGCCUCCGGUCGAACCAAAUUAUCCCAAUUUCCCCGGCUCGCCACGACGAUUCCAGGACAUGGAUGUCAAGCCUCUCACUCCAAGCCGCACAGAUGCUCACCGAGCCAGUCGAUCACUAUCUGAAACUCCGUCUUCAUUGAGAGAAGAAGAAAAACCCAGGAUCUCAAAUGUCCGCGUCCUGAACACAUCACUACCUCAUGUGCAUGAAGAGCUCCUUCAAAUUCGCGAUAAGGCAAAGGCUCACGGCGAAGAUCCUGACAUGAUUCUUCAUCAGACGCAAGGUCAAGAUCAGAAGGACGACGCUGAAAGUCCAAUCCCCGAGGAAAUUAAGGAUGAACACGGGAACCCCAUUUAUCGAUCCAAAGAGGAGCAGGAGGCCACAUCACGAGCAUUGAAACCACAUUCUCGAUCUGUGACGGCUCUGAAUGCGUUGCGAGACCCUAAAAGCCGACCCGAAGGUAUGACGACUCUGCCCUCUGAUGAAAAACGUCCACCAGCUUCGAAGACCAAGCCCAGACGGUGGCAAUUUGGGAUUCGCAGUCGGAAUCAACCCUGGGAGGCCAUGAAGUGCUUGUAUGCCGCUCUUAAGGCUCAAGGAGCUGAGUGGGAGGUUAACCCAUGGUUGCGAUCAGAGUCGAUGCCAGACGGUGAGGACGAGAAGGAUGGCAUUCCGCCGCCUCCACCCGAAUUAGAACCUGGCCAACGCCACGAGAUUAUGCAACAGCGGUUUUCAUUUGUUGGCGAGGAUUAUUACAUACCUCGAGACCCGUUCAAUAUUCGCGCAAGAAUUUUAAAGAAGGGAUUGCUGAUGCCCGGCGAAGCACCAUCUCUAUCCGCUCACAGUUCGGCGGUCAGUCUGCCGGCAGAAGCACAAACCCAGCUCAAGAAACAUAUCGAGCAACUCGGAUAUGCCUCAGAGGAUGUCAAACAGGUGCUGGGAAUGAGUUCUCCCAACGGAAGCCAAACAAACGCAAAGUCACCAGCAUCAAGCGGACAUACGACGCGACAAAAUACUGGCGGCGAGCCGGCCGGCCACAGCCAGGAUGCGUUCACCGGACCAGGACAAGUGUCUAUGAGCAGACCCGACAGUCUCUCAGCACUCAACAAGAAGAUCCCAAGCGAGCAUAUCGGAGUUUGGGUGUUCAUCGACAUUCAGUUGUAUACCAUAGAGCAAGGAACGUUUGUUGUGGAUUUCAAAUGUGAUGGAUAUCAAAAUGUGAUUUGGCACGAUUCGAAGAAGGACCGCGAGAGGAACAAGACACCCACCAGCAGCAGCACAGUCACCAGUCCGACGAACAGCAGACCCACCAGCGGCUUUGGAGACAUCAGUCACACCAGCUCUGAUCGGCUCGAUGAAAUGGGUGCAGAAGGCUACUGGAGACCGGUCAGCAAGCGCUACAAGAACGUGGAGAAGGAGAUCUCCAGCCCUUAUCCUUACCUCGACGUGGCUAGUGACUUGGUGGCUCAACUAGUAAGUCUGAGUGCUAAGGCUGCGCAACGGUCCUGACUGACUCUUAGUGGGGUGGCGCUGCUGCUUGAAUUUCUGUGUCUCUUGUUGUCCGCUUUUCGGCAGAUGUAUACGACUUCAUGACGGGGACGGUAUUCGCAGCAGCAAGAAGAGCUGGUGCAUAGAGCACGGGGAACAUGGAUGGAGACAGGAUUCGAGUACCUGGGGUACGGUUGAUUGGCGGUUACAACACGCGCUGGCAGGAAAGAUCUCACAAGCAUGGGUGCGGGAAGAUGUUAGAAAACACCCGAGACAAUAUGCAUAGCCCCGCUUAGGCAGCCAUAGCCACUCAAUGAUUGAGUAAGGAUACUUGCAAA
Cladophialophora immunda is the source of this 3456-nucleotide messenger RNA. RefSeq lists its product as uncharacterized. Gene Ontology annotation, cellular component: cytoplasm. The record is from RefSeq and is a predicted model, not a curated record. The coding region runs from base 383 to 3139 and encodes 918 amino acids. The transcript has a single exon. Lineage: Eukaryota; Fungi; Ascomycota; Eurotiomycetes; Chaetothyriales; Herpotrichiellaceae. Gene Ontology annotation, biological process: protein phosphorylation; intracellular signal transduction. Gene Ontology annotation, molecular function: ATP binding; protein serine/threonine kinase activity.